Molecule: messenger RNA, 339 nt
Organism: Protopterus annectens (West African lungfish)
Lineage: Eukaryota; Metazoa; Chordata; Ceratodontiformes; Protopteridae
Product: UPF0134 protein MPN_138-like
Exons: 1
Coding region: 1-339 (112 amino acids)
Source: RefSeq, a predicted model, not a curated record
AUGCCACAGGAACUGGACUCCAUGGAAACUCAAAUUACUAAAGCAAAAUUUUCUGCCAUAGCAUCUCCAGAAAAGGAUGCAACUACCAAAAGAGCUAGAACUGCUAAGCAACAAGAUUACCCAAAACCUCCAGCAAAAGUGAAAACUGAUCCCACUAGCAUAGAAGAAUUGAAGCUUGCUCUGCAACCCAUCCAAACAGCAAUCCAAAGCUUCUCACUCCAACUUAAAACUUUAAGUGAAUCCAUAGACAGAAUCCUAACAAGAAUUGAUAAAACAGAAGCUAAAGUGUUUGACAAUGAGUUAAAAAUUGAUCAAUUACAAAAAAGAGCAAAAAAAUAA